UGGUUCUGGUCAUGUUCCUAGACAUCUCGUAUUUUGGAACUGUUUCAAUAUAAAAGGAGAGAUUUGAUGAGCAAUCGUCACAACUCGUCAGAGCUUCGAACUGUAACAAUCAAUUUGUCCUUCAGCGACUAAUCCCUCAAGAAAUCAACAAUCAUGAAGUGCAUCGCAGCUGUAGUCAUGAUGGCCCUUGCCGUUGUUGCUGAAGGAGGUGUCGUGUCCUACUCGGUCCCACUGGCUUACUCCGCACCCCACACAACCGUCGUCCAGCAGAAUGUGGCUCCUCGGUAUGUCUCUACGGUUCCGGUGACCUCUUAUGCUGCAGCUCCAGUCACUUACGCCGCUUCCCCGGUAACUUACGCCGCCGCUCCAGUCGCAUACACCGCUCCUCACACCACCGUUGUCCAGUCGAACGUCGUUCCACGUUAUGUUGCCCCGGUGGCCUAUGCUGCUCCCUCGGUUGUGGCCUACAACUCUGUCGAUUCGGAAGUCGUUGAAGCCACCCAUGUGGCCGCUCCAGUUGCCACCACCGUCGUUGCUCAGCCAUCCGUAGCCGUUGUUGCCCAGAAGGAAGCUCGCUAUCUGGCCGCCAACCCAGGAGCCGUCCAUGAUGCCCCACUCGCUGGACACACCGUUUCGCAGCAAUCUCUCAAUCUGGAACCAGCUGCGGGAACCGUUUGAAGCGAUCGUUGUACCUGAUCUGACUAUUGGCAUUGGAAAUUAGUAAUUCAGUCCUCACAACUAUGGCAUCCAAGAGAGUUGAAUAAAUAUCUGUUUAAGUGAAAAUAA
This is a messenger RNA of Aedes aegypti (yellow fever mosquito), 786 nucleotides long. Its product is annotated as adult cuticle protein 1-like. Bases 154 to 678 code for a protein of 174 amino acids. NCBI's taxonomy places the organism in Eukaryota, Metazoa, Arthropoda, Insecta, Diptera, Culicidae. The record is from RefSeq and is a predicted model, not a curated record. The transcript has 2 exons.